Messenger RNA from Aegilops tauschii subsp. strangulata, 1887 nucleotides. The record is from RefSeq and is a predicted model, not a curated record. NCBI's taxonomy places the organism in Eukaryota, Viridiplantae, Streptophyta, Magnoliopsida, Poales, Poaceae.
AUGCCAACCUUCGAUGGGCGCGGGCUGGUGCUGCCAGCGCCUCCUGCUGCCCCGGCUGCGUCGGCGCCGGUGGACUUGUCUUAUGACGACUCUCGCCAGGAUGAGGAAGAAGGGGACGAUGAGGAGCACAACUCGGGGGCGACCCCCGAGGGGAUGGGGGAGACUUCCCCCUUGCGCAAGGCCGACAUCCUUCGCACCCAGCCUGACAACGACGAGACCGACGAUCUCCGGAGGGGGGAGCCGCCCGUGAUUCCGAUGAAGGGCAGGUCAGCGUUGGUCUCCCGAGGCGCUGCUCCUGCUCUGAUGCCGCCUGGGGCUGCUUUUGGGCUAUAUGCUGCUCCUUCCUCUGCCCCUGGAGUCCGUGCGCCCGCGCCCCAUGUUGGGAGGCUCUCGGGCUUCAAGCUUAGCAAGAGGAGGGUGGACUAUGCCGCGGUGGACCAGCCGACACCUGCGGCGAAGAAGAGGAAGGAGGAGGCGGUGGUGCUGUUCGGGACCAAUCCACCUGCUCCGGCUGCGUCUCCCUCUGUGGAGAAGGGCGGCGCUGGCGCCCAUGUUUCUCCGCCUCGGUCGUCCUCACGAGGCCUGGGGAAGAAUCCUCGGGAGGAGUCAACCCCCGUGGCCCCGCUGGCUCCGGAGGCACCGGCGUCCGGCUCGGCUGCUGAGGUCUCCAAGGCCCAGGAGCCCCCAGCCUCCCAGGCAGUGGGUGCCGACUCCCACCUGGUAACCGGGCGCCUGGAGCUAGUUUCUGGCUGGCUUCAUUCUGACGUGUCUGUUCGAGCGAAGCUGAGCCAAGCCGCGGCGACCUCCAAGAAGGAGAAAUGGGCCUCCGCCCAAGCCGCAGUUGCUCGUGAAGCGGCACUGAAGGAUGCCGAAGCCGCCCAGGAUCACAGCCGGGGGCUGGAGGCCGAGCUGAAGGCCCUGUGUGACAGGCGUGCAGAAGAAGCUCGUGGCCGCGAGGCGGAUGAGGAGAAGAUGAAGGUCCGGGAGGAUGCCAUCAAGGACCGCGACGCCGAUCUGGGGGAGUUGGCGAGGACGCAGGCCGCAGAACGCAGACGGCUGGUGGAGCUGGAGCGUAAGGUGGAGGCGGAGAAGGCCAAGCUUGACGCCAAGGUGAAGGUCCUGGCCGAGGACCGCACGACCUUCGCGCUUCUCGAGGAGAGGCACGGCGCCCCAACCCCGUCGCCGGCGCUCACCAUCACCGCCUCCGACGCGCCGCUGGACCACGUCGUCGUCGGGGCACCACCACCUCGCCGGACUGCCUCCCCUGCGUCGCGUCAUCCCUGUCCCCAACCUCGAGCACCACUGCCCCGUGCCCUACGCCCCGCCGGUGAGGCCCUCGGCCUCUGCCUCCCCUCUUCCUCUCCAUGUCCAGAACAUCGCGGCGCCGUCCUCGUCCUUCCUACGUUGCCCCACCGGACGCGUGACGCGCCCGCGCGUCCAUCCGGCUCCGACCGCGCCGCCUGGGCCAUGCCCUCCUCGUCCAACCGCAACCCUGUGCGCCCCCAUGCAGCCCCGCUCCGGCGCUCCGCUGCCGCCUACACGCCGCCGCAUCUGCCGCUGGCGCCCGCGGCCACCUGCGCCCGCGUGCGUCCACCGCCGUGCUCCCGCACGCCCUUUGCCGCGCACGCCUGCGCGCGCGCACCCGCAGCCUACCUCCCGCUCGCCCCUGUUGCUGUUGCCGCAUCACCGCCCUGUGCGACCGCCGCCGCCGCCCGCCCGCCGUUCCGCUUCCCCCAUGCGGCGCGCCGCCCGGGUUCGCCCCCGCUGGCCGUCGCCCACGCCGGCCAAAUGCCACCGCGCCCCGGUGGCCUCGCCUCGCCUCCUCGGUCGGGCUCGGCCCCGCACGGGUGCGCUCGUAACCGCACCGCUGGCGCCCGCGCCCGCUAA